Messenger RNA from Macrobrachium nipponense, 3053 nucleotides. RefSeq lists its product as uncharacterized. The record is from RefSeq and is a predicted model, not a curated record. NCBI's taxonomy places the organism in Eukaryota, Metazoa, Arthropoda, Malacostraca, Decapoda, Palaemonidae.
CGGCCAGGCCCUUGAACGGAUUCUCCCUCUGCCUGUCUGUCUUCUCACACCCUACCAACACGCACUGCAAGUCCAGGACGUCACAAAGCGACGGGACAAACAGGCUGUCUAACCAUGGCGAGGGUGGUUCUUUUGCUGAUUUGUACCCUACUAACCAUGGAGCUAACAAUGGCAAGCUACAGUAACAACCUUAUCAACCUGAUCAUACGCCCAGCAGGUCGGAGUCGUUCUUUCAAAUGGUUAGGUCCAGGGAAUAUUAAAAAUAUUCCAAAUGUUCCUCGGCCUAUCUUCAUACCCCGUUGGAUACCAAGGGAACGUCCAGAAUAUGUAGCAAAGUGGGUACCAACUACUCCUGGGCCACAGACUAAUAACAUUCAUUCUUCCCAACAGUCAGGUUUUGGACCACCUAAAACCAACACAGUGGUUCAGGGACAAAAUGCACCACUAUCUUAUGAUGUACCUCCUAUUAAAAAACCCUCUGCAUCUCCGAUUCAAGUUCCUGCCCAACCUCUUACCCUAUUGCAUGCCACUGCUCCUCCUAUCACGCCUGCACAAGUAUCUUCUUCUGUAUUUCCAAAAGAACCUCCUAAAACUACUGGUUAUGCCCAACCUCAUGCAGAUGAUAUAAUUCAAUUAGAUAAUGCUCUCCCUGCCUCAGUACCUGCUAAUUCCAUUCUGUCAACUUCAUACGUACCAGACCAACCACCAACCCAACAAAAUAUAAUUCCAGGAACGGCUAUUAGAAAUUCCAUACCUGAAACAUUAGCAGAACCUAACUUUAGUUCCCUAGUUCAAGAUCAAUUAGCAGUUGAGAUAAAUGAAUUCCAACCAGUAGAUCCUAAUAGUGUGAUAAUUAUUGAUGAAGGAAUUACAAACAACAAAGAUACAGUGAAUAUUGUUUCUGAUAUCAUUCUAACAGACGAUCCUGCAGGUAAUCUGAAUUCUGCCGAGCCAAUCACCUUCCAAAAUCUAUCUGAUCAAAAUGUCCCUCUUUUGAAUCAAGUCAGCGACCAAAUUCAGAAUGUCCAUCAAGGUGAUCAGAACAUUAACAUAAAUGAAGAUGAACUCCUUUUUGUAGUAGAUUCUGGUCCAGACCUUACAGCAUCUACUCUCCUCGAUGUUCCAAAUGGAAAUCUGCAGUCUUCUCAAGGUGAUGCUGGUAAAUCUUUUGAUGCACCAGUACUCACUCAAAUCAUAGAACCCAUCCAAUCACACAUACUUCCCUCACAGGAUCUUGAUGCACCAAUUAUUUCCCAACACAAUCCUGACCCCUUUUCAUUUGAAGAUGCAACAUUUACUUCCCAGCCCAAUUUAAUUACUAAACUUAAUUCAGAUGUUGUAUCUAACGAUAUUCUUAAAAUUGCCAAUAAUAACCAACUGAAUGAACCUCAACCUAGUUCACAUCCCCAUACACAACAGAAUGAUAAUUCACACAACAGCCACCAAGUAACUGAACAACUGUUAGUUAAUGAUGAAUUUCAGAUAACUAAUGUUCCUCAAUUUAUACCUGAAUUAGAGCUUAACAAAAGCACAGAUACUACUGAUCUUAUAUUUGUUUCUCAGCAAGGACCAGAAUUCCAACAAAAUUUCAUACCAUCUAACAAAGACACUGAUACUACUAAUCUUAUACCUAUUUCCCAGCAAGGACCAGAAUUCCAACAAAAUUUCAUACCAAGUAAUAUCAAUGAUGUCUUCCUUAUUGGUACUGAAAUCAUUCAAACUGGUGAGAAUUUCCCAAAUGAUCAACAAGCACAAUUCAGCAGUUUUCAAGUAGGCCAAAAGAUCAACUUUGGUCCUUUACCCAUUCAAGAUCACGACACCAGUAACAAACCCACGGGACCCUCACUUUUCAAUCCAGCACUGCUGGCACCACCGGCUUCCCCUGUCAUUGCAUCAGAGCGAUCCUUUUCAAAGGAUCAUUCAGAUAAUGAAAAACCUCUAAUUCCAUCAGGUCGUUCAAUCUCAACAGAUCCUGUCAUUCCGCAACCUGUACCUAUACCAAUGGGUCCUUUAGCAUCCCUAACCCUAGAUUUCCCUGUUGAAGGUCCAGGAGUAAGACAGGCUCGAGUGGGUGGUGGUUUGCUUCCAUUUGGUACACGUCUUCAUUCAAGACCCUCCAGACAAUUCAGGUCAUAUCCUUUCUUAUUUGGGAAAUAGGUCACCACUUCAAGUCUAAGCCUUAAAUAUUCUCAGGAUGUUACUAGUUUCAACAUAAGUAGUUUGUAACUUAAAAAUACAUCUCAUGCUUGUAUAAAUCACAUACAUCAUUUCCCUUUCUUUAAACAUAAAUACAAGUAGUAACUACAGAUAAUAACCAGGUUUAUUAGGAGUUAAAGCUCUCUCCUGUUUAUGCAUUUUUGCUUUUCUGCAGCUUGCUUUAAUUACUAUUAUUCUCUUGUAUAGCCUAAUUUCCUUAAAGCCACUUUUCUUGAUAACCCUGUACAUUCUUCAUUUAAUCUGAUUAGGCAUUAUGUAUAAGUGAUGAGAAGUAAAUCUUCAUUUAACUGCAAGAUCCUUGAGCUACUAGAAAAGAGCUCCAGAAUUCUUUUAACACAAAUAAAAUAUUAUUUGAAAUUCAGUGAGCUAUAAUGCAUAUGUUACGUUGAAACGUAAUUAUCAGUCUAGUCAAGAGUACUAGAAUAUAAAUUACAGAAUACAGCAGAUGACAAGAAUUCUGGAGCAAGUACAGUACCUAGAUCUGCUCAAGUGUUGUGGAAUUCCUUUGACAUACAAUGUUUUGAGUCAAACAAAAAUUAUCCUUCGCCCAGCUGCUAGUUUUAAAUUAAUUCUUAGCAUUGUUUAGUUCAUAUAUAUAUAUAUAUAUAUAUAUAUAUAUAUAUAUGUAUGUAUGUAUAGUAAAUAAUGCUUUAUACUUUGAUGUGAAUGAUGCAGUGCUCUGUGAGUCGUGCUCCAUCAACUGUGAUGAAUUCAAACAAUUUUUUUGGAAAUAAUGUUUUUCAAGAGGCUGGAAAUGGAAUUUACUUUUAAUGUUCAGCAUUGUGUAUUUCACAUGGUGCCAGUUGUUUUAGCAAUUUACAUGUUAAUAUUAGAAU